Messenger RNA from Caenorhabditis elegans, 1106 nucleotides. RefSeq names its product Anaphase-promoting complex subunit 10 (gene Y48G1C.12). The coding region runs from base 12 to 662 and encodes 216 amino acids. Lineage: Eukaryota; Metazoa; Nematoda; Chromadorea; Rhabditida; Rhabditidae. The transcript is spliced from 4 exons. Gene Ontology annotation, biological process: anaphase-promoting complex-dependent catabolic process. The record is from RefSeq and is marked reviewed. Gene Ontology annotation, cellular component: anaphase-promoting complex.
AGUAAAUCGAUAUGGAGUGCGACGAGACAAAGCUGAGCGACGGCGCAAGCGGCUGGGUGCCGAGUAUCCCGACAGAUAUCGAUUCAAAAGACACACCGUUGCUCGAUAUAUCUUCUCAGGCGAUUUGGGCGCUUUCCAGUUGUAAAAGCGGAUUCGGCAUCGACGAGCUCCUAUCCGACAGUGUUGAGAAAUAUUGGCAAAGCGAUGGCCCGCAGCCGCACACGAUUCUUCUAGAAUUCCAGAAAAAGACCGACGUGGCUAUGAUGAUGUUCUAUUUGGAUUUUAAAAACGACGAGUCUUAUACACCGUCAAAAAUUCAAGUAAAAAUGGGUUCAUCUCACCAGGAUAUAUUUUUCCGUCAAACACAAACAUUCAACGAGCCCCAGGGAUGGACAUUUAUCGAUUUACGCGACAAAAAUGGGAAACCGAAUCGCGUUUUUUGGCUUCAAGUACAAGUUAUUCAGAAUCAUCAAAAUGGGAGAGAUACUCAUAUAAGGCACGUUCGAGUCCUUGGACCCCAGCGAUCUCGUGUCUCCACAACGAAUCGAAUAUUCACCGGAGAACCACACGGACCGAUUCCCGAUAAAAAUAUCACUAAUUUCGACGACGAGGAUUUUGCCAAUUUUAUCGAUCACUCACUUGUUCACUUAUCACUUCGUUAAAUUUACCUCCAGUGAUUCCAGAUAAUGAGCCAGUUUUGCAUUGAAAUUUAGUGCCAAAAUAUAGAAAAUCGCAUGAUUUAACAUAAAAUAGCGUUUCGAAUUGAAACAAUGGAAAAAAAGUGCUAUGAUGAUUUUUUAACACUUUUAAUUGUUCCAAUUUGAAGUAAAAUCUAUUUUCAGAUAAAUCAACUGAUUUUCUAUAUUCUGCCACUAAAGCUUAAAAACUUGCCCUGCUGUCCUAACCUUCAAAUUGUUCCCUGCAAAUUUUAUUAUUCUUGUUUCAUAUUUUUGCGAUUGCUUCGCGAGACCCAAACUCACACAUUUACCUGUAAAAUAUAAUCGAAUAAUUAUUUAUAUAUUUUCUGUAAAUUUCCUUAGUAUACUAUAAAUUUUCUGAUCUCUCUUCAAAAAUCGCUAGAAAAAAUAAACAAAUGUCGGUUUAAA